AUGCUCGGCUGCCUCGUGGGCCGGCUCCUCGUGCGAGCUGACGGGACUUUCCGCGGGAUGUGCAAGAAGAUCGACCACUUCCCCGAAGACGCGGACUACGAGCAGGACACGGCCGAGUACCUCCUCCGGGCUGUCCGAGCAUCCAGCAUCUUCCCCAUCCUGAGCGUGGGCUUGCUGUUCUUCGGGGGCCUGUGCGUGGCGGCCAGCGAGUUCUACAAGAGCAAGCACAACGUCAUCCUCAGCGCCGGGAUCUUCUUCGUGUCGGCAGGUCUCAGUAACAUCAUCGGGAUCAUCGUCUACAUCUCCGCCAAUGCGGGCGACCCCGGGCAGAGCGACUCCAAGAAGAGCUACUCGUACGGCUGGUCCUUCUACUUCGGCGCCUUGUCCUUCAUCAUCGCGGAGAUGGUGGGGGUGAUCGCCGUGCACAUGUACAUCGAGAAGCAUCGCCAGAUCCGGGCCAAGUCCCACUCGGAGCUGCUGAAGAAGUCGGCCUUCACGCGCCUCCCCACCUACCGGUACCGUUUCCGCCGGCGGUCCAGCUCCCGCUCCACGGAGCCUCGCUCCAGGGACUUGUCUCCCGUCAGCAAAGGCUUCAACACCAUCCCCUCCACCGACAUCUCCAUGUUCACCCUCUCGCGGGAUCCGUCCAAGGUGACCAUGGGGACGCUGCUCAACUCGGAGCGGGACCACGGGUUUUUACAGGUCCAUAACUCCAUCCCCAAAGAGUUCAAGGAGUCGCUGCACAACAACCCGGCCAACCGACGAACCACGCCGGUCUGAGCCCAGCGCCCGGGGCCGGGGACCUGUACAGAGGUGUGUUGUCGGCUGCAUGACAUGAUCCUAGUGACGGUGUAACCAGUGAAACCCUGUUUUUAAAGAACAAACCCACGUGGCUCCCUGCGCCCCUGCCCCGGACGUGGCUGGGUUUUUAACCCCCGAAACGUCGCUCGCCGAGCCAGGCCACUGUGUUUAUGGUUGAACUGUGUUUGGGCCCCGCGAUCCCUCUCCUUUGCCUUCUCCUCGGGGAAAGGGGCAUUGGCUUUGCCGUGGCUCGCUGGAGCAAGGCCCCCCAGGACUGGCGGGGGCUUUCCACAACCGUUUGGGACCACGACUCCUUGACGCUGCCAGUGUUAAUGUCGAUAACAACAGUCACCGUGUUACCUUAGCUGUGUGUCCCAAUGGAAACGCUGGAGACAGCCCCAUUUGUGAGCAUCAUUCAUCCAGUACUUACAUUUAUGCGAAAUGACCUAGCAGCCCCGAGUACGGCACGCCGGGCGGGCUAACGCGACGAGCGAGC
Messenger RNA from Alligator sinensis (Chinese alligator), 1297 nucleotides. It is a transcript of the gene CACNG3, whose product is annotated as calcium voltage-gated channel auxiliary subunit gamma 3. Gene Ontology annotation, biological process: postsynaptic neurotransmitter receptor diffusion trapping; regulation of AMPA receptor activity; positive regulation of synaptic transmission, glutamatergic. Gene Ontology annotation, cellular component: postsynaptic density membrane; AMPA glutamate receptor complex. The transcript has 4 exons. The record is from RefSeq and is a predicted model, not a curated record. NCBI's taxonomy places the organism in Eukaryota, Metazoa, Chordata, Crocodylia, Alligatoridae. Gene Ontology annotation, molecular function: voltage-gated calcium channel activity; channel regulator activity. Bases 1 to 780 code for a protein of 259 amino acids.